UUUUCAUUUCCCGCUUUUCACAGUAUUCAUUCGGAGCCACUUUUUUCCCAUUCUUUUCACUUUCAGUUUCAAUCUCAACUACUUAUUUUCUUUCAUUAUUACUUCUCAUUUUCUUUUCUUUUUUCCUCAAGUUCUCUUUCGAUAUCGUUGGAGGAGCUUCUGCGCAACAUUCUUAGGUUCAGACUCCACUGCAUUUGCAAAGGAAUUGGGUUCUGUAGGCUUUUGAGUUAAAUUAUGGCUAGUGAUUCUUCUGUAAUCAUCAAUGGAAAUGGCAAUCACAACUCAGAGCCGAAUCCGCAGAGGACUUACCAAGUAGUAGUAAUUGCAACCCGAGAUAUGGGUAUUGCUAAGGAUGGAAAAUUACCCUGGACAUUGCCUAUUGAUCAAAAGUUUUUUGAGGAUAUCACAACAGUGACAUCUGAUCCUGGGAAGAAGAAUGCCGUUGUCAUGGGUAGAAAAUCAUGGGAGGCUAUCCCUCCUGAGAACAGACCUCUCAGGGGCCGUCUUAAUAUUAUUCUAACUCGCUCGGGUAGUUUUGAAAUUGCAACUGCAGAUAAUGUUCUUAUAUGUGGAAGUGUAUCUUCUGCUAUGGAACUGUUGGCUUCUUCUCCUUACUGUCAGUCAAUUGAGAAAGUAUUUCUUACAGGAGGUGCUGAGAUUUUUAGAGAGGCUCUUCAUGCACCUGGAUGCGAAGCCAUUCAUAUUACCGAAAUUGAAGCGAGCAUUGAGUGCGACACUUUUAUGCCCCGAAUUGAUUUCUCUGUAUUUCAUCCAUGGUAUACGUCUUUCCCUUUGGUGGAAAAUGGCAUCCGCUAUUCUUUUAACACUUAUGUGCGUGUAAGGUCUUCAACAGAAGAAUCUCAGGGUCUUAAUACCGAUCCAGUUCUGUAUGAUAAUUCAAACCCUCUAAAAUUUGAGAUCAAGGAUUUUACUUUUCUUCCUAAGAUUAUUUUUGAGAGACAUGAGGAGUACAAGUAUCUUAAAUUAGUUGAGGAAAUCAUUUCUGAAGGCACGGUUAAGGACGAUAGGACGGGGACUGGUACCUUGUCCAAAUUUGGUUCCAAGAUGAGAUUUAAUCUGCGUAGAAGCUUUCCACUUUUAACAACCAAGAGAGUAUUUUGGCGAGGCGUUGUUGAAGAGCUUCUUUGGUUUAUCAGUGGCUCAACAAGUGCCAAGGUGCUGCAGGAAAAAGGCAUUCAUAUAUGGGAUGGCAAUGCAUCCAGGGAAUACCUUGACAGCAUUGGUUUGAAAGAAAGGGAAGAGGCUGACUUAGGACCUGUUUAUGGGUUUCAGUGGAGGCAUUUUGGUGCAAGGUAUACUAACAUGCAUGAUGACUACUCCGGCCAAGGAUUUGAUCAGCUGUUAGAUGUUAUUAACAAGAUAAAACACAAUCCUGAUGAUCGACGUAUCAUCCUCUCAGCAUGGAAUCCAUCCGAUCUUAAAUUAAUGGCACUUCCCCCCUGCCACAUGUUUGCGCAGUUCUAUGUGGCAAAUGGAGAGUUAUCAUGUCAAAUGUAUCAACGAUCUGCUGACAUGGGUCUGGGUGUGCCCUUUAAUAUUGCAUCUUAUGCGCUCUUGACAUACAUGAUUGCUCAUGUUUGUGACCUUGUUCCAGGUGAUUUAAUCCAUGUUAUUGGGGAUGCACAUGUUUACCGCAAUCAUGUGAAGCCUUUGCAGGAACAGCUCCAAAACCUGCCAAAACCUUUUCCGAUAUUGAAGAUAAAUCCAAAGAAGAAAGAUAUAGAUUCUUUUGUGGCUGCUGAUUUCAAGCUCAUAGGCUAUGAUCCUCAUCAGAAGAUAGAAAUGAAGAUGGCUGUUUAGAAAUCUUUGAGAUUCUCAGUCCCUUCUUCAGGCUGUUACACUUUCUUAAACAAGGCAAGUAAUUUGUGUCUUUUAUUUUCCAUGAUUAUUAUUGUAAAGAGAUUUAUAUAAUGUGGUUGAGAUUUGUCACCAGGCUGUUGGAAAAUCAUACAAUAGUUACUUGAGAUUUAUUUUGAAUUAGUUGACAUGGUUGGUAAUGCAAGAUAUAACUAUUCAAAAUUUGAGUAGUUGCCUCUACCUAAGAUUUGUAAAGCAAAUUCAUUAGAGAUAUCCUGUUUCCUGAGUUUCAUAAACACACGCAUAAACAAAUUCAUUAGAGAUUGAAGCUAUAGGUCAAUUCUUUAAUGAUUUAACA
Medicago truncatula (barrel medic) is the source of this 2176-nucleotide messenger RNA. Its product is annotated as bifunctional dihydrofolate reductase-thymidylate synthase. Gene Ontology annotation, molecular function: dihydrofolate reductase activity; thymidylate synthase activity. Gene Ontology annotation, biological process: one-carbon metabolic process; tetrahydrofolate biosynthetic process; dTMP biosynthetic process. The record is from RefSeq and is a predicted model, not a curated record. Gene Ontology annotation, cellular component: mitochondrion; cytosol. The transcript is spliced from 11 exons. The coding region runs from base 235 to 1821 and encodes 528 amino acids. Lineage: Eukaryota; Viridiplantae; Streptophyta; Magnoliopsida; Fabales; Fabaceae.